Messenger RNA from Saxophila tyrrhenica, 1482 nucleotides. RefSeq lists its product as uncharacterized. Bases 1 to 1482 code for a protein of 493 amino acids. The transcript has 2 exons. The record is from RefSeq and is a predicted model, not a curated record. NCBI's taxonomy places the organism in Eukaryota, Fungi, Ascomycota, Dothideomycetes, Mycosphaerellales, Extremaceae.
AUGGGUUGGAAAGAGCACUCCGCAGCAAUCGCCAUCGACUUGAAGAAAGAACAAGACCUGGUCGCUCAACUACGAUACCGCCUUGCAGAACGAGAGGAAGAACUUGUCGCCACCUUGUCCGGCAAGGCUCGUCGGGAUGUCAGUACCGGCAGUGUCGCGCAAGUCGGUGAGCUUGUCGACAUCAUCAAAGCCAAGGAUGAAGCCAUUGCUAGAUUGUCGAAAGAGGCGGCUCAGAAUGAGGACAAGAUCUUGACGGACUUUGGUGAGAUUGAGCAAAAGGUCGACACGCACGUUCAAGAGAUGCACCGGAAGAUCCAAGGGUUGGAGGAGGAGCUCGAGGAGGAGAAAGCAAAAGCGAGACCGAAAGGCAGUAUUAGCGACGGGGAACGCAAGCUUCGCAAUGAGGUUGUGGCGCUGAAGAAGGACAAGCAGACGCUUCAGGCGGAGAGCCAGCGGAUCCGAGGAGAACUCGCGGACUCAUUGAAGGUCAGACAGAGCCUCGCCAACCAGCUACAGGCGGAAAAGGCGGCCAACAUGAAGAGACAUGCGUUCAUGACCAGUGAUCCGGAGAAAGAGAUGGAGGAUGAGGAUGAUGAGGAGGAAUUGCCAGAUCUCAGGUCCCAAGCAGCUAUCAAAGCCGAAAAGCUCGGAUCGUCCUCUCUGCCCGUUCACCAAACGGCGUUGAGUAGUCCGCCGCCCACACCUUUCAAGCGGCCCAAGCCUCCACCACCUCAAUCUCCAGCGCAAAAGCAGACACCGACAAGAGCACCUCCAUCUAGCAAGAAGCGCAAGAGCAGCGCAGAGACAGAGGCAGCAGAAGAGCUUGCCACGCUGACAGUGUACGAUGCACCGACCGGCUCGCGCAGGAGAAACCGACCCAUCUACGCCGGAGACCUAGAAGCACUGGGAGAGCGCACCGCGACGAAUGGUUCCGCUCGGCCCGCGAAGAAGCAGAAGUCGUCCAAGGUGGUCCCAGAUGGCGGCUCAAAGGAAUACCAGUUCGACUUCCGCGCAAUCGUCAGCUACGACGCCGAAGGCGAAGUCUUCGAAUUCUACAGAUGCAAUGAAUUGCUGCCAAUGGGCGAACUCUGGGAGCGCAUCGAGCUCUGCGCGCGCACGAUGUGGGAAGCGAAGAAGGGCGAAGCGUGGUCAGAGCAGUUCAAAGUCGACAGCGGAAAAGCGGCGAAUCAACAGAAGCACCUCUGCGUCAGCCAGAAGUGCCAGGGCUUACGCACGACGUGGCGCGGCGGGGAGGGCAUGUUUGCGUGUAAGGAGUGCGUGAAGCUGGGCCGGCCGUGUUUUACGUUCGUGUGUACGGGUGGGUGGGGGGAUGACGGAUGUCCGCUGGGCGAGUUCAGGUUGUUGCCGUUGCAUGAGGGGGAUAGGGUCAAGAGGGUGAAGAAGGAUUAUGAGAUCAGGCACUGGAUUGAUGAUGAGAUUGUGUUGGUUGAUACGGACGAAGUUGGUUUAGAGGAGGAUUGA